AUGGCGUAUCCCAUUACAGUGACAGAUUUGGAGGGUGAGCACUUUGAGGUCACAGUCACCAUCAUAUAUAAGGGUCGGUGUCGCAACAAGAAACUUCUGAUACAUACUGAGGAUUCCAGAAAAUUCAGGCAUGCUCAGGGCAAGGAGCUUUUAUUCAUCAAGAAGCUGUCAGUGAAGGACCACGUCAUCUUUUACUGUGAAGGCUCUCACCAAGGGAAAAUAUUCCGUAUGGGAAUGCUCAUGGGGAGGAACCCCAAGGAAAACUCACAGGCCCUGGAAGAGUUUAAGAAAUUUACUUGGAGCAAGGGACUCUUGCAGGAGAACAUCUUCAUACUGAAGCAGAAGGAACCCUGUGUCCCUGAGCACUACUAA
Castor canadensis (American beaver) is the source of this 372-nucleotide messenger RNA. RefSeq names its product vomeronasal secretory protein 2-like. NCBI's taxonomy places the organism in Eukaryota, Metazoa, Chordata, Mammalia, Rodentia, Castoridae. Gene Ontology annotation, molecular function: small molecule binding. The record is from RefSeq and is a predicted model, not a curated record.